AUCUGGCACAUCAGUUACACUAGAUCAGCUGGUGGUGAUGAUGGAGACGUUGAUGACAGAUUUAAACACAGGCAUUUUGAAAGCGAACCUCCUAGAAAGUACAAAGAAAAUUGCUCGUGUGAGCGGUAUUCUAAUGGAACAACUUGUAGAUAAAGGUGACGAACAACGAUUGAAGGAGAUUGAAGACGUCAUAACGAGAGCACUUCAAUGGAGAAGUACACAAUCGAAGGAAAUGAACAGUGUUCAGUUGAAAAGAGCGAUGAGCAUCUGGGAGGAGUCCACGCAAUAUCUGCUCACAAACAAAGAUAAAUUAAAGAACAUUGCAGUGAAUGAGGUCAUCUUUACCAUUAAAACAUCAGCUGUCGCUGUGUACGACACACUACAAAAUACAGAUCAGGACAUCUUCAGAUAUCCAAAAGUCAACAACGAAAGCGUUGAUCCUUCAUGGACCAAACCUAAACGGAAGUUCUGCCUAGGUAUUCAUGUUUGGGGAGUUUGUGUUGGAGCAUACGUCUCUUAACGUACCUUGGAUAACACAAACUAGAGGAAAACUGGAAUAGUGUUCAUAUUCACCGUAACGCGGAAAUUAAAUAAAAUUUUCAAUUAUACGCC
This is a messenger RNA of Physella acuta, 612 nucleotides long. RefSeq lists its product as uncharacterized. NCBI's taxonomy places the organism in Eukaryota, Metazoa, Mollusca, Gastropoda, Physidae. The record is from RefSeq and is a predicted model, not a curated record.